AUGGGGACUGUCAAUGCCAACGAUACGUGUCACUCGUUGAUCCCGGGUGCGGUUUGUAGCGACGGUUUUUGCGCGUGCCCGGCUCAAAUGAUGGUGAAGGACGGGAAAUGCCAUCCAUUAUCACCACUAAAGGGUGAAUGCACGAUCAACGAGGAUUGUCGCGAGAUGAGCCAGUUGAGAUGUUCAAAUGGGCAUUGUGUAUGUGCACCUGAACAUGUUCCAGAGCCAUUUGUUGACAAUCCGAUGCGCUGCAUCCCUGCCGCAACCUGCCCGACAGCUAGCGGCCUUUUUAAAAAAUUACCAAUAUUUGCGGAAUGUAACGAAAUCGUGAAAUGCGCAGAGAACGAAUAUUGCCGUGAAUGGUAUCAAGAAGUAAAUACGGGAAGAAAUUAUUCUUUAUGUUGUCCGAAGCCCGGGAUCCAUGAAUACAAUACCGUAUGCGGAAGAUUUGGUAUGAGUCUGGUAUUAACAAAUUCUUUGGAUGCGCAAGUAGCUCCACUAUCGUGUGGUUUACAUACUAUUGAGGAUAAUAUGGAAUGCCCCGACGGCUCAGCCUGCGUUUUCAAUCCGUUUUCAAAGGGCGACGGCAUCUGCUGCCGGACAUUAAAUCGGAAUUAU
Messenger RNA from Mesorhabditis spiculigera, 618 nucleotides. The record is from the annotation of a GenBank genome assembly. NCBI's taxonomy places the organism in Eukaryota, Metazoa, Nematoda, Chromadorea, Rhabditida, Rhabditidae.